GAUUACCAAGAAUGUUGCCAUUAAUAAUCUCCCUAGUUAUUGUAUCAAUAUUUGCCUUCUACAAAUAUUGGAUUUCCAUUUACCAGACAUGGGAAAAGAGGGGCAUACCAUCGGUGCCUGGUAAAUUCCCGCACGGGAGUUCGUCCGAGAUGGAAAAGAGGUUUCCAGGUGAAGUCAUAAACGAUAUGUAUAAUGAAAUGUCGAAGUAUCCAUAUUUCGGGAUGUACAUGGUGAGGAUUCCUUGGCUAGUAAUCAGAGACCCGGAAAUAAUACGGCUCGUCAUGACGAAGGACUUCAACCACUUCCGGGACAGGUUCUUUCACAAGUUCCCGGAACAGGACAAGAUGAGCCAGCACCUGUUCAACCUGCCGGGGGAGCAGUGGAGGGCGCUCCGGGUCAAGCUGACGCCCACCUUCACCAGCGGCAAGCUCAAGGGGAUGUUCCCGCUCCUGCUGGCCUGCUCCGAGGCUCUUGAAAACUGUCUCAAGUCUAUGGUUGGCUCGGAACUCAACAUGAAACUGUACACCACCGGAUACACGACAGACACUAUUUCUAGCUGCGCCUUUGGUUUGGAACCAAACACUAUUAAUAAUCCCGAUCACGCUAUCAGGAAAUUAUUUACCUUUUUUCAAAAAACAAAUUUAUUAAACAAGCUUAUAAUCGCUGGCGAGGGAGCAUUUCAAUGGCUUUCGUCGUUCGGGAGGAGAGUCCCCAUAGAGGUAGAAGAGUUCCUGAUUAAACUUGUUACUGAUACUAUCGAAUACAGAGAGAAGAACGACAUUAAAAGGAACGACUUCAUGGACUUACUUAUUCAGCUGAAGAACAAAGGGACGAUUGGAGAUGGUAUGAAGGAAGAAAUUACUGAACCUCUCGAUAUCAACAUCGACUUAUUGGCAGCACAGACAUUUGUAUUCCUAUUUGCUGGUAUGGAGACCUCCAGCUCAGUGCAAAAUUGGUGUCUGUAUGAACUAGCUCUUCGGCAAGACCUUCAACAGAGGUUGAGGGAAGAGAUCGACAGGGUAUUGGAAAAGCAUGGUGAAGUUUCAUACCAGGCAAUACAAGAGAUGGAUUACCUUCAUAUGGUGAUUUCUGAAACAAUGAGGAAAUACCCCACUGUACCUAUACUGAGAAGAGUGUGCACGACUCCAUUCACCAUGCCAUCAGGAGACCGCAUCGAAAGAGGAGACCAUGUCUUCAUUCCGUUGUUUUCGAUCCACCGAGACCCGCAGCACUAUCCCGAUCCAGAGAAAUUCGACCCUGAAAGGUUCAGUCCAGAGAACAUUGGAUCCAUCAAGCCCUAUACAUACAUGCCCUUUGGAGAAGGUCCUAGGAUAUGCAUUGGGAACAGAUUUGGAUUAAUGCAGACCAAAAUGGGAAUAAUGACUGUGAUAAGGAACUUCAAAGUGGUGCCGUGUGAAAAAACUCCAAAAACCGCAGAGCUCAUGCCCAUUAUGGAUAUUACAAUGCCCAAGAAAGAUAUUUUAAUCAAACUAGUUUCGAGGGAUUAACAUUUUGUGAUCAUUGCUGAUCAAUUGUUAUUUUAUGGAUCUAUGUGAUGUGUAUUUUUAUUAAAAAGUAAAAUGUUUUUUUUUAUUUAUAUUUUUGUAUGAUAUUUACAACUGUAUUAAAAUAAAUACAUCAAGUAAAUGUAAACACAGAAAUAUAAUCACCUGAAAACGCG
Nezara viridula (southern green stink bug) is the source of this 1681-nucleotide messenger RNA. NCBI's taxonomy places the organism in Eukaryota, Metazoa, Arthropoda, Insecta, Hemiptera, Pentatomidae. The record is from the annotation of a GenBank genome assembly.